Molecule: messenger RNA, 922 nt
Organism: Phytomonas sp. Hart1
Lineage: Eukaryota; Euglenozoa; Kinetoplastea; Trypanosomatida; Trypanosomatidae
Source: the annotation of a GenBank genome assembly
AUAUUAGGAGUCAUUUAGUUUCUAGAAUUUGAAAGUGGCAAUCAAUGAGCAUAUUUUAUUUAACAUCAAAUGUAUUGAAUGAAGUUUCUUUGUGCACAGAGCAUUACUAUUACGAUGACACGCACUUGGAGGAGUUGCCCAAAAGCAGAUGAUAAUUGAAUGUAUAGCACGAAAAAAUCAGAGUUGCUAUUUUUGCCUUUCAACUAACAGCGUAGUUUGGGGGCGAAUUCGUGUUAGAGAUCUUCAUCCUAACCGUUCCGUACAGAUACCAUGAAGACUGGUAUAUCGUACACAUAUCACUAGGUAUAGCUCGUGGGGUAAACAAUGGUGUGACUUUUUUAAAAAAAUAUAUCGUCGUCCACAAACAUUUUAAGUCCAAAAAAGACAACAUUUCCCCUAUUACUUUUCCUUUGUACAAUUAUCUGUAAACCUUCAGUUAUAGUAUUAGCUAGAAGCAGAAUUAUCUUUUUUGUUAUCCUUCCCAUAACAUUCACUAAUCCACUUUUCUUCAUUGAAGUUGGCCAGCCUUAUCUUCCAGUCCUUGUAAGAUUCGGCAUCGAGCCUGACUUUUUUGAAGUUGACUUUUUACUGUUUAUGUUUAGUUUUGACGUUCUUUGCUUGUCUGCGUCUUUGAAGGUUGAUGAGACUUCGGCAGCAAGAACCGUGUAGAAUAUCAUUUCAUAUUUGCUAUACUAAUUCAAGUGCAAUAUGGUCCGUUGAUCAGGAGCAGAACGAGGUGUCACUCAACAUUGACGAUGGGAUUGUUAAGGGUCUAAAGAUCCGACGGGAAUCGAUCUCGAUUCUCUCCCCUUAUUUACUCAGAGAACUUCAGUUCAGUGUUGCUUUAGGAAGUGCCACCGCACGUGGCGCCAGGUAGGAGGAACUCACUGAGAAACAUUAUUUACGAUUGAGAAACAGUUAA